CUCUAUGCUUAAAGCAAAAUAAUAUUACGCAGUUUGUCCCAAACACAAUUUUGUAAACAUGCCCCUAUUUAGCAGUAAAUUCACGCCAAAAACUAUCCCGGUAAGAAAACAAGAUACAGCUGUUUUGAAAAACGAAUUCGGAAGCGAAUUUGCCUCGAGAGAGUUAUCAAUCGAAGUUCCACCUUUGAAACUGAAACUUGGCGAUUUUGAAGUCACAUUCGACGAAGGGCAAUGGAUCCCAGCUUCAGGAAAAGCCGGCGUAGCGCACAAAGAGAAUAUCCGACUGAAGAAAGAGCUAGAACAGUUGGAGGAAGAGAACAAUAUGUUGAGGCUGAAGUUCGAAAUACUGUUGGACAUGAUGACCGACAAGACUGUAGAAGCGGAACAGGACAUACAGAAGGCACAGAGCAACUCUUUGAAGGUUAAGAAUAAGAAAAAUAAAUUGUAGCAAGGGGUAACUUUAAAGCUGCGACUAAGUUGAAAUGCGGCUUCACAUCAUUUCAUUCGAAUUUUAAAAUGCGGCGCGUUCGACGCGUGCUGAUAAAUGUAAUAUCCAUUUGUUAUCUCUAUCGUUCUUUGUAUUUGUGAAAGAGACACCUAACAUGCUGUUUUCUUAUCUAUAGCUCUUUGUAUUUAUGAAAGUCUGUUUCUUCCUCUUUUCCUGUAACAGGUUUUACUGUUUAUAGUUGCGAAUAGAAAAAUUAAUAACUAAAGUUAGAUUU
Aricia agestis (brown argus) is the source of this 722-nucleotide messenger RNA. It is a transcript of the gene Cby, whose product is annotated as protein chibby homolog 1. The transcript is spliced from 2 exons. The coding region runs from base 59 to 448 and encodes 129 amino acids. The record is from RefSeq and is a predicted model, not a curated record. Lineage: Eukaryota; Metazoa; Arthropoda; Insecta; Lepidoptera; Lycaenidae.